AUGUACGAGCUUUUGCCUCCUGUCCGCGUUCACGGCGGCGACUUCACUGCCAUUGCAAUCGCUGGCGCUGCGAUAGCUGUGGCAGCUUUCCUCCUCCGGAUGACGGCCAGUCUUGGGAAGCAUGGCCGUCAGGUCUCGUGGGAUGACGUUACGAUGGCAGUCGUCGUUGCGCUUGCAAUCCCUCCAGCUGUGUUUGCACCCUACUUGGUCAAGAACGGCCUUGGGCGAGACAUAUGGACCUUGACGGAUGUACAGAUCACGAAUGUAUUAUAUUACUACUUCCUGGGAGAGAUUUUCUACGUGGUGGCCCUCGGCAUCUCCAAGAUAUCGAUCCUCUUCCUCUACCUCCGUGUCUUCCCGGCCAAGAACUUCCGCAUCCUGACUUACAGCGUCAUGGGUUUAUCAGCGGUCUAUACCAUUGUUUUCUUCAUUGUGACCACCUGGCAGUGUCGGCCUUUGAGCCUCGCCUGGACACAAUGGGAUGGUCUUCACCCAGGAACAUGCAACGACAUCCAUCUUCAAGGCUGGAUCGCGGCCGCCAUCAACAUCUUUCUCGACAUUGUCGUCAUGGUGCUUCCUAUGAAGCAUCUCGCCGCACUGAAUAUGAGCUUGAAGAAGAAACUCAUGGUCAUGUCCAUGUUUGGCGUCGGUAUAUUUGUCGUUGUGGUAUCGGUGAUCCGCCUGUAUUCUCUGAUCCACUUUGCCAACACCGAGAACAUCACCUGGAACUACGUCGACGCUGGCAUGUGGAGCUUGAUCGAGAUCGAUGUCUCUAUCAUCUGCGGGUGCAUGCCUGCUUUCCGACUAUUGAUUGCUAAGAUGUGGCCAAAGAUCAGGUCAACAAUCGAUGCAAGCAAAGGCACAUCUUCAAAGCUAUCAAGAUUUGUCGAAACCAACAAUUCUGUGACUGGAACCACCGAUAAGUCCGCUCGGAUCUCCGUCAGACCCAAGGGGAGGGACGAAGACGAUUUCAUCGCACUGAAGGACAUCGAUAACGACAGUGAUAGGGCCAUCUUGACGGAGCACAAGCAUGGGGAGCGAACUUCUCACACCUGGAUCACACAGACUCACACCGUGGAAAUCAGUCGCGAGCCAGCAUCCUCAAAAGAGCAGAGUGCUGAUGAUCGAUCACAGGAUUGGCCCAUGGUGAUAGGAAAAGAGCAUGUCUAG
Parastagonospora nodorum SN15 is the source of this 1170-nucleotide messenger RNA. RefSeq lists its product as hypothetical. The transcript is spliced from 3 exons. Bases 1 to 1170 code for a protein of 389 amino acids. The record is from RefSeq and is a predicted model, not a curated record. Lineage: Eukaryota; Fungi; Ascomycota; Dothideomycetes; Pleosporales; Phaeosphaeriaceae.